This is a messenger RNA of Ostreococcus lucimarinus CCE9901, 735 nucleotides long. RefSeq lists its product with no specific name. The annotation marks the transcript as partial. Gene Ontology annotation, cellular component: mitochondrion. Lineage: Eukaryota; Viridiplantae; Chlorophyta; Mamiellophyceae; Mamiellales; Bathycoccaceae. The transcript has a single exon. Gene Ontology annotation, molecular function: trans-2-enoyl-CoA reductase (NADPH) activity. The record is from RefSeq and is a predicted model, not a curated record. Gene Ontology annotation, biological process: fatty acid metabolic process.
CUCGAGUGGGGCGAGGUGCUCGUCAACGUGCGCGUCGCGCCGAUUAAUCCCGCCGAUAUCGACGCCAAGACGCUCGCUUCGCGCGCGAAAUUCCCUUUCGUCGCUGGAUCCGAUGGUGUCGCCACCGUGGUGAAAGUCGGCGCGGGCGUGAAAUCUCUCAACGAAGGCGAUUGGGUGCUGCCGUACAAAGCCGAGAUGGGCACGUGGCGCUCGCUCGCGGUGUGGAAGGAGAAGGACCUAAUCAAGCUUCCUUCGGACAUUUUACCCAUGGAAUACGCGGCGAUGAUGCGUGAAAUGUGCGUCGCGUACCGUUUACUGGAAGACUUCGGAAGCUUGAAACCGGGAGACGCCGUGGUGCUCAACGCCGCGACGUCCACCGUCGGUCAGUGCGUCGUGCAACUGUGCGCCAUGCUCAAGCUUCGCGCCGUCGCCGUCGUGCGCUCGCGGAAAGAUUUCGACAAGACGGCGGCGUGGUUGAAAUCACUCGGCGCUUCGGAGGUGUUGAAAGAUGAAGGCUCGAUCGCGACCGAGCUCACGUCGCGAAACUUGUUCGCCAAGCCGAGACUGGCGCUCGACGCCGUCGGCGGCGCCUCGGCGGUGCGUCUCGCCGAAUCCCUCCAACCCGGUUGUCCGCUCAUCGUCUACGGCAACAUGAGCGGUCGCGCGGCGACGUUCCCAUGGCACGCCUGGACGCAAUCCGCACUCAUCGUUCGCGGGUUCUCGUUGCGCCAAUGG